AAAAGUUGUGACGCGUCGCAAGCGUAGGAGUCCGGGAUGUAUUUUACUGAAAGUAAGGAAUUAUCUGGGUUUUUGUGAUCUUUUACAAUCGCUUUUAAACCUUAAUACCGUCUAAAACUGUCACAUAUGACAACAAGUACGCGUGUUUUCCGUCUUUCCGUUCUUAGGGAGACACAUUUAUUUGCGUUUAGAUUUUGGGUGAGAAAAAGAGCCUAAAAACUACUGAAUUUCGGAAAACAUGGAGACAAGAAGGGAAGGACCCGACUAAACCAAAGUUUCCAAACAAAUCAUCCCACAAAAGAGGGAAACCGUUCGCUGGAGGAAAAUAACGUGUUGCUCAAGAUAGGAUUUAUUUUAUUGCUGCUUUGAAACGACGCUUUUAUUCGCAACGGAAUUCCCGAAUUGGGAACUAUACGGCUUGCUGUCCCAAACAUCAAAGGAUCUUAAAGUUUUAUGCGAGCUUUAGUGGGAAUGUGGCAUUUUUGGAAGCUGGACUGGGCGAAGAAAUAACAAUGAAAAGAUGGACCUUGUGAAUGUUUUAAACAUUCAGUGGAUUGAAUUUUCACAGUUUUCCACUGACUGGAGUGGCCAGGAGACAUUAUUUAGGAGAAAAACUCCAUUCAGCGUGUAGGCGGCCUUAAAGUAUAUAGUGUACCGUCUUAUUGAAGUGUUUAUUUACCGAAGUGGUUUUUGGUACGUUUUUAACAGACCCGAAAAUGCCGCGUAUGGGAGUAGAAUUAGUUUAGGAAUGCCGAAUUGGAAGUAUUUCAGUGGGGGAAUAAUAGACAACCGGGACGUGCAAAGUAACAUUUGGGACACAUCCGCGAUAUAUUCAAAGAGCGUUUGGACCAUCUUGAAAUGCAACCGGACGAACUGUUUCAUUCCUAAAGCGACAUAUUAAUACUAUUUUGUGUCGCUGGCUUUACUUCGCGCUUUGGUUGGGAUUUACAAAGCGACUGCAAGCGGACAGAGGCGAGGGGAAGCCUGACGGUCUCUGUGGUGGCAUUUUGACUGGGAAGAUGAUGAAGCGUUUUACUGCAAGCUACUGACAGACAGAAAGAGUUAUUCUGCAUCGAUCAUCUAUGUGCAAUAAGGCCAGACGAAAGACUUCUGCAUGUGUGUUUGCAUUCAACGUCGAUUUACUACCGUUUGCCGUCUCCCUGUAGAACUGCAGUCAAAUGACACAGACCGACAGAUAAACCGUGGAAAUAUAAAACAUAAACUUGUUUGUUUCUAUCGUGAUAUUCAAGAGAAGAAGACAUUCCUGUAAACAUAAAGAAGAACUUUCAAAGUGCUAACGUUAUUUUUAAGCACAACGGUGUUUUAAUAUGGUAAGAUGCUAACUGGAUAAGAGCUGAAGAAAAUCAAGAAAGGAAAGCCCAAUGAGCGGCACACAGUACACGCUUGCUGAGAGGUUUCCCAAAAAAGCGAGCAGGACAGGAAGUAUUCUCAGUAAGGACCAUCCCCCUGACAAAAAGCCUAAGAGCGACAAUGCAUCAGUCCCCCCCUCGCAUGAAUUUGACCCCACAGGGCUUGUGCAGCGUUGUGUUAUCAUCCAGAAAGAUGAGAAUGGCUUUGGGCUGACAGUGAGUGGUGAUAACCCUGUGUUUGUUCAGCUUGUGAAAGAGGAUGGAGCUGCCAUGCAUGCUGGUGUUCAGACUGGUGACCGGAUCAUAAAGGUCAAUGGGACGUUAGUAACCCAUUCGAAUCAUGGUGAAGUUGUAAAGCUUAUAAAAUCGGGCUCCUAUGUGGCCCUGACUGUGCUGGGGAGACCGCCAGGGCUGCCUCAAAUCCCCCUGUCGGAUGGUGAGGGGGAGGACGGGUCUCUCUCCUUGUUCACCUCUCCUCACUCCCCAGGGCCCAUUGGCCCAGACCGGUCCUCCUCUUCCCCAAGCCCCUCCGAGCGCAAACUCGUCCCUCAACCUGUAUGGGCCAUGACGGAGGAUUACAGCAGGAACCCUACAACUAAACUACUGAAGGAAAUCCAGGAAGCCAAGAAGCACAUUCCACAGUUCCAGGAUCAGCUGAACAAGGCCGCUGGACAGGAUGGCUCUUUAUCUCCAAGGCCAUCUGAAGGAGAGGUAGAGGAUGGAGGUGGAGAUUUGAAUCGCCCCCCUUCCUGGCAGGCCGAUGUUGGAAUGGAGUCAACCUGGACUAACAGCACAAUGACCCCCGUCACUCCUAGUUCUGUCCCAGAGAUCCCAUGCCAAAGAGAGACCCCCUGCAACAGCCCAAAGACCACACCACGAGACAGCCUCAACUCCUGCCCUUCACCGGAUGCUGUAGACACGACUGACUUAGACUCUCAGUCGAAUGUAGGGAGCCCCUCCCACCGUCUGCCCCCUCAGAUCAUCGGUGCUGAGGAUGAUGACUUUGACACAGAGCAUGAACAGAUGAAUGGCCAGUGUAGCUGUUUUCACAGUAUAGAGCUGCUAAAGUCUCGGCCUGCUCACCUGGCAGCUUUCAUUCAUCAUGUGGUCUCUCAGUUUGAUCCUGCACCGCUGUUGUGCUACCUCCACGCUGAACUUUACAAACAGAGCAACUCCAAAGAGACACGACGCAUCCUCAUGGAGACAUUCCUUAUAGACAAAACCGCUAGUUUGAAAGUGACAGUUCCUGAAUCCAUCAUAGCAGACCUAGAGCGGACCGCCCACUUAAAUAACACCGAACGAAAGAAACAGGAGGCCAUCUCAGAGGACAUCCACAGGCAGUACAUCCAACAGCUGCAGGACUCGCUUCUACCUGACAUCCAGAAAAAUCUUGAAGACUUCAGGCACAAGCGUAGUAUGGGUCUAACGCUGGCCGAAGCAGAGCUGACCCGACUAGACACUGAGAGAAUGAGAGACCGGGUGGCUCUUGAGAAAGAGCGAUCCUGUGCAGAACACAUCAUCUCCAUGAUAGAGCAAGUUCUGUUGACACCGCAGGCCACGGAGGAAGAAAAGUGUAGCACAAUUCAGUUUGUGAUACUGUCGUAUAUGAAGCAGUUGGGUGUAAAAGUGAAGAGCUGGAAUGAGUUGCGAGGGCUGGAGCAUAAGCCUAAGCUUAUAAACCUUUUCCCUAAGAUAAAGAAGAGCAUAAAAGCGGAGAAAGACGGAAUCGAGAAAAAACAGCGAAAAACAUUUCUUCCGAGACGGCCGAGCAGGACAGACGCUUUCUUAUCGAGCAGGUGUUCAGAGCCAAAGAAGCCUCUGCUGCCGUUCGGUGUGGGGGAACAGGCAGAUGCAUCGUCCCCUCCUGUCCGGGGGAAUCAGUCAAGCGAUGGUUCAGAUGGCGCCUUACCCUCGGUCAUGUCACCUCCUUACAGUGCCUCAGCGGCACAGGGAACAGACAGCAUCAGUCGAGAGUCUGAGAGCGGUGCGGUUCCUUCUUCAGCACUGCCCAGACUGGGAGACGGCACGAACGCAGGAGACGUGCAAGACUCGACCACUCACUUUGACUUCAGCCCCUGUACGCUAGAACAUCUACAAGAGGAGGAGCCUGAGAUAUACAAAAUGCAGGACGCUGGCACCCCCAGGCCUGACAGGAGAAGAAUGGAGCUGCUGAGCACUGGAGAUGUACCGAGUGAAGACGAUCAAGGUGCUGAGGUGGAGCUGGAGUGUCCAAACUGGCAGACGCUGGUGAGCAGAGACGUUCUGUCCACACUCACCCAUCAGGAAAUCAAGAGACAGGAGGUCAUCAACGAGUUGUUCUAUACGGAGAGAGCACAUGUCAGGAUGCUGAAGGUUCUGGAUAACGUGUUUUAUCAGCCGCUGACCAGAGAGGCCAUUCUGCCACCAGCAGACAUCAAAACCAUCUUUACCAAUCUAGAAGAGAUCGUUCAGCUGCACGUGUCCUUAACAGAACAAAUGGCAGCUGUUCGAAAGAAGAACGAGGCAGCGGUUGUUGAUUCGAUAGGAGAUGAACUGCUGUCCUGGUUCAGUGGGGAGGAGGAGGAGAAGAUCAAGAGAGCAGCAGGCAUGUACUGUAGUAACCAACCUUUCGCCCUGGAGCUCAUAAAGAGCAAACAGAAGAAAGACCAGCGCUUCAACUCCUUCAUACAGGAGGCCGAGAGUAACCGGCAUUGCCGCAGGCUUCAGUUAAAGGACAUUAUUCCUGUGGAGACGCAGAGACUCACAAAGUAUCCGCUUCUGCUGGAGAACAUCGCCAAAUACACAGAGGACCUUGAAGAAAGAAGUAAAGUGAAGCAGGCUGGAGAAUGCUGUCGAAAGAUUCUCAGUCAUGUCAACCAGGAGGUGAAGGAAGCAGAGAACAAGCAGAGGUUGGAGGACUACCAGAGACGACUGGACCUGUCCUCCCUGAAGCAGAGCGAGAACCCCAUGAUCGCCGAGUUCAAGAAUUUGGACUUGACAAAGAGAAAGAUGGUGCAUGAAGGGCCUCUAUCCUGGAAAGUCAACAAAGACAAAACUAUCGAGCUGUACACACUGCUGCUGGAGGAUAUCUUGGUGCUACUUCAAAGACAAGAUGAGAAGCUGAUCUUAAAGUGCCACAGUAAGAAUCUUGCAGGCACGGCGGAGACCAAACACAUCUUCAGCCCCAUCAUCAAACUCAACACUGUAAUGGUGCGCUCCGUCGCCACCGAUAAUAGGUCGUUCUUUGUGCUGUCUAUGUCUGAUAAUGGAGCUCAGAUCUACGAGCUGAUGGCCCAGACCGUAUCUGAGCAGAGGACGUGGCAGUGUCUAAUCACACAAAGAGCCGAUUGCAUGAAGACCAAACUACUCAACAUCAUUCCAUUACCUCAGACUGAUGGGGAACGUGAAGAAGUUGAGUUAAUAAACUCUAGCGUUCAGAAACUCAACAAAGACUCGGAGUCUGUUUCAUUGGGGAGUGUUCAGCCUCAAGAAAAAGACAACACAGAGGUCAUGCAAACCCCACCAGCAAGCACCAACCCAUUCGAGACCAAAUCCGAUGAGGAGGAGGAGGAGGAAGAAAACACAUUGCAAGAACAGGGUGAAGAUGAUGAGGCAUUCGUGGUGGCUGAUCUGACAGACAGACUGACUUUGCUGAAGCAGCGCUGUAGGCUGGGCAUCGCCAUAGAUGAGGACGAGGCCGAGGCCUUUGAUCUUCAGCCCCUCAGAGCCGACGAAGCUCUCAGAACACUGGCGGCACUCAGACAGCUGCUGAUCAAACACAUCUCCAGUCAGGGGGACACAGAGAGACGAGAGAUACAGGAACAUGAGCGGAGGACGGACUCUCAGAAGAGGCCUGAGGACAGCGCUGCGGUCGAGAACGGCUCGGAGAAGCCAGAGAGAGACAAAACCAGAAGACAGAAACCUCCAGAACUGCCAUCUGCAGAUACAAGCUUCUUUGAGACGUCUGAGGAUUGCAACAGUUACAUGGUGCUUGAGGGUUAUGGCGGUUCAGGUGAAAGCGGCACAGAAGAUGAUGUGCAGGGGAGCAUCGGGGAGCCAGUGGCUGGGGGAGACUCGGGCAUCGACUUGAAGAAGCUCCUCUCUUCUUCAUCCCAGAGCAGCGGAGGACCAAACAUCAACCGACAGAUCAUGACUCACUUACGUCUACUGCAGGCCAACCUGCAGCAUCUGAAGGAAAUAGAAAUCAAGUAUAACCAAGUACGCCAAAGGAUAUCAGAGGAAGCAGCUACUGAAACAGAAGAAAACAAAGAUAAAAGUUAGUGGAUUGGAGCUUUCUUCUGUUUAUCGAGACUGUAAGGAGAUAUAGAGACACUGGUUGGGCUGUACCGUAGUCCUCAUGCUCUAAUGCUGCAGAGACGGACAGAAUGGACAAAGGGUCUGGAGUAUCCAUUCACACACAACACAGGACGGCUAAAAUCACUCUCCAACUAUCUGUCCAUCUGCAUGCGAGACGUUUUCGUGGUACUUGAAAGAUUGCCAUGUACAGAAGUUUCAUCGCCUUUCACUCAACCCUGUUAACCAGCGGUAGAAUUUUUGAAGAUUCAUUCAGAGAGCCUUGAUUCUCUGCACAAUGCUGUUCUAAAAUAUGGAAGAUUGUAUGGAAAAGGAAACUAAAGCAUGGAUUGAGAUGGGAUUAGAGUAAAUAUUUGCGAAUGGAAAAUCAACAUUAAAGUCGUUUAAUUAAGGUAUUAUCUGUAAGCUCGGUGAUAGAAUUUUACAUAUACGGAAUGUUUCAAAAGGGUAUGUGGUGUUAAAACUAUUGACAUCAACAGUGAGUGGCGUUGAAACUUUCAGGAUAAAUUCCACGACAUGCUGACUUAAUCAUGAGCUUUCUUAAAAUCAGAUGUUUCUUAGGGAAGCACCAAAAGGCUUGGCUGAAACGUGUCAUUUUACUAUUGAAUAUGACAGUGAGUUAAUGCGUUUUGAAGAUGAAGGCACAUGACAUGGCCGUAACGCUAGUAUAUAGUAUGGUGACAUCAUCAUCAUAAUGGAUGAGGAUGGGCUGAUGAUCGUGGUCUCUUUCCUCAUUCUUUGUCGCUUAUCUCUAUUUAAUGAAGCUACUGAAAAUGUUUCUCUGGCUUUGGCCUGAAAACCAGACAUGUUGUAACGUCGUUGGGUUGGGCUCACGCCAUCCCUGUUUGGCGGCUUGCACCAACCAGUCUUAUCAGAUUUUCUUGGUUUUGAGAAUGAAGUUGAAUAGAAGUCGCUUCUUCGCAGGAACUUGAUCAAGACCCUCGAUGGUCUAUUUUAAAUGUAAUGUAUUGUAUUAUGACCAACACUGCAUCUCUUUAGAGAGACCCAUUUUUUCAUAAUUGCUUUCGGAGGCGUUCAUGUAUUAUUAUUUUAACAGAAACUACUAAAAAACGAAAAAAGACUGCAAGGUAUUCUUUAAUAUUAAUGUAAUCUGUAUUUUUAUUAUUCUGUCUAGACGUUUGAGGUAUUUUAUUAUAUUAUUGAGCAUUAUUAAUAUGGUCUUGGCUUUCCGUUGAGAACAUGAAUAGCUCUAAUAGACAAGAUUAUAUUACAUUUUACUGAAAUGAUGUAUUGUUAAAAAUGGAAAGAUGAUAUUGCACAUUGUGUCUUCAAUUUUAUCACAUUUACCUUUUGAGGAUUGUGGGGAGGAGGAUUUGUUUCGAAUUAUGACCAAAAAGGAAAAUACACAAGUUCAUCUGUAGCAAAUUUAUUCAAUAAACUGGAAACACAA
This is a messenger RNA of Triplophysa dalaica, 7074 nucleotides long. It is a transcript of the gene arhgef12b, whose product is annotated as Rho guanine nucleotide exchange factor (GEF) 12b. Gene Ontology annotation, molecular function: guanyl-nucleotide exchange factor activity; G protein-coupled receptor binding. Bases 1383 to 5630 code for a protein of 1415 amino acids. Gene Ontology annotation, cellular component: cytoplasm. The transcript has 39 exons. The record is from RefSeq and is a predicted model, not a curated record. Lineage: Eukaryota; Metazoa; Chordata; Actinopteri; Cypriniformes; Nemacheilidae. Gene Ontology annotation, biological process: G protein-coupled receptor signaling pathway.